AUGGUGCGGCCUCGCCCGUCGCGCGAGAGUCAACCGGAAUCCGCAACGGUCGAGAUCUGGACGUCACUUGUAGAAGGAACUAGGCAAGGUCGCAUCGACUCAAAGAACCACUUCAACGAGCUCACAAGUCAUGAGGCGACGAUAGACGCCGUGGCCGCCAAGGUCAAGAAAAGUUCCUUCGAGAUCGGAGCGAUCGUGAUCCCCAUCCCCAAGGCCCUUGUAACGAGCAACUCGAGGUUUGCCGAAGGCCCGGUAAGGUUCCGUCUGCUUGACCCCACGGUGUUGGACAUGUCGAAGUCUACGCUCAAUGUCGAUACACUUGGCAUGGUCAUCACCGACCCCAAAGACGGGGCCCUUCUUGGCGCAUACGGUAAGGCGGCACUCGAGUCCAAUACGUACAAGAAACGAUGGGACAACAUGGUCACCUGGUGCGCUCUGAUCUCAGGCAGGGAUGGAACUCUCUGA
This is a messenger RNA of Trichosporon asahii var. asahii CBS 2479, 465 nucleotides long. RefSeq lists its product as uncharacterized. The record is from RefSeq and is a predicted model, not a curated record. Bases 1 to 465 code for a protein of 154 amino acids. The transcript has 3 exons. NCBI's taxonomy places the organism in Eukaryota, Fungi, Basidiomycota, Tremellomycetes, Trichosporonales, Trichosporonaceae.